Messenger RNA from Plectropomus leopardus (leopard coralgrouper), 450 nucleotides. The record is from RefSeq and is a predicted model, not a curated record. NCBI's taxonomy places the organism in Eukaryota, Metazoa, Chordata, Actinopteri, Perciformes, Serranidae.
GUUUGAAAGGGUUAAAAUCUCUCUUUUGUAUCAGGAAGUGAAGCUGAGCAGUCCCGACUACGUGGGCUGUGAUAAAGAGGAGGCUGUGGCCGACUUCCUGAAGAGGAUCGAAUGUUAUAAGUUGACGUACGUCCCGCUGGAUGACAACAAGGACAGGAACCUGUCGUACAUCAAGAUCUUCAACGUGGGCAGCAGGUACCUGGUGAACCGGGUCCAGGACCACAUCCAGAGCAGGAUAGUCUACUACCUCAUGAACAUCCACGUCACGCCCAGGUCCAUCUACCUGUGUCGCCACGGAGAGAGCGAGCUCAACCUCGUGGGCCGCAUCGGGGGAGACUCCGGGCUGUCGCAGCGGGGGGCAAAGGUCAGGAGAGAUCUCAUAUAUGACAUCCUGUUUCUGUGCUCAUGAUGUCCAGAAGUGUCAUUACACCUGAGCGAGCGUCCAAGGAU